UCAUAAAUUAUUUACCGAAUCAUCAAAAAAAACAGGCAUCACACCUGCAAGGUUUUGCAAAUAUGAUGCCUGGUUUUUCUCCCAACGAGAUGGACUCUGAUGCAGUGGAGGAGGAGGCAUCAACUUCACAGCAAGCAACGACUGCAAUAUUUACCAACAAUGCAACAGCGACAACAAGCAUAAAUGCCACCAAGAGACAACGGCUCGAAACCACCGUAGAUUUGAAGGACUUGGAGUCCUCUGAAUUAAGGGAAAGAUUAAAAAAACACAAGCAGAUGGACGACAAUCAAUUUGGUAUACUUGGGGUUCUUACCCAGGUUGAUUUUGCCUCCGUAUCUGCUCCAUCAACUCAAGCCACACAGGCUGCCAAAGGCAACAACAACAAUAGCAACAAUGACAAUGCACCAAAAUUAAAAUGGUGCCCACCAAUAUUCCUUUUUAAUGUGAAUGUCAAAGCUCUAGUUGACUCCUUAAGAGAUACAAUUGGGACAUCUGCUUUUAAGGAAAAUUAAAUUAAAUGGAUACAACUUUAUUUAUGACAAUUCGC
Stomoxys calcitrans (stable fly) is the source of this 547-nucleotide messenger RNA. RefSeq lists its product as uncharacterized. Bases 63 to 512 code for a protein of 149 amino acids. The transcript has 2 exons. Lineage: Eukaryota; Metazoa; Arthropoda; Insecta; Diptera; Muscidae. The record is from RefSeq and is a predicted model, not a curated record.